Elaeis guineensis (African oil palm) is the source of this 3170-nucleotide messenger RNA. NCBI's taxonomy places the organism in Eukaryota, Viridiplantae, Streptophyta, Magnoliopsida, Arecales, Arecaceae. The record is from RefSeq and is a predicted model, not a curated record.
UGGUUUUUGUGGGUUUUUUGCGAUCUCUCUGAGAGAGAGGGAGAGAGAUGGACAGUAAGUAAAACGACUAGAAAUGGAAGAGAAAUUAGGUUUCGUCCAAAUUAGAGAUUUCUCGGUGGAAAAUUAGACUGCGUGCAUGAAGCGAAUUUUGAAUUCCGAUCGGAAUCGGACGUGGUUUUCUCGCAAUCCGAAAAUCUCUUCGAUGCCGGACUUGGCCGGAGUUAUUUUAUUUCCCGGCGAUCUAGCCCCGGGCGAGAAUCUUGACGUAUUUGAUGCGGUUCUCCGAACAAAUCCUUCUUUCGGAGGUUGCUUCUUUCAUUCAAGCACAUAUUAAUUGAGCAACUGAGCCUGUGUACAGUAUGUGUCUGCAUUUCUGCAUCUGAAGAAGUGUUGUGAAUACAGUGAUGUUGUUUCUUACAGUUUGCUGAGCUUCUUGAGGACAUGAAUCUUUGAGAUAUGGUGUUUAAGAAGAAGUUCGAAUGCAGUUCUAAUGGUUACCAGGUUCCUGCAAUGCCCCAAAUUCCAAUAUCAGCCAAGGGAAAGCGUUCAGUUAGAAGGAAGGUGGUGGAUAACCAAAUGUGUGCAUUUGACUUGCUCAUAGCUGUAGCAAGGAAGAUACUAGAGAGAGAUAAUUCUUCAACCGUGAAUAGCAUAGUUGGCAACUCUAACCAGAAUGUUAAACAAGAGCAACUAGAUGAAGAGAAGUUUUGCAAAGAUGAAGCUUUUUAUCAAGUAAGCUGUAAUGAAAGUACAUCUACGUCUGAACUUCCCAUCCAAAGGCAGGUCAUCCAGACUUUGGAGGAACGUUCGCAAAUUCCAAAUGCAACAGCUUCUGGACCUACUUCUGCCAUUGUAAAAUCUGAUGCAUUGAACAAGGAUACCUGUACUGGGGAUUCUAUAGCUAACGGCAGCAAAGAAGAAUUUGCAUAUUCUCUUGGCACAACUGCCAAGAAAUGUUGCACUGAAAGUCACUCUCCAGGUUCUCCAGAAUCUUGUGAUGCUGACAUGGUGGAUGAGAUAAAGACACCAUUCCUAGUUGAGCAGCAUGAAGCUGAAACUGGAAUGUUUAAAAACAUCCAGCAUGCCUGGAAUUUGGACAAUCCAAAGGAGCUAGAUGCGAAACCCCCUGCUUUGUCUAGUUCAGACAGCAGUAUCGAGAUGCCUCUGCAUGGGCAUCACAUUCCUCCUAUCAGUUCCUUUCCCAUUUGCGAGGAUAAUAUGGAACUAGCUGUAGAUAGAGAUGAUGACGAAAACUCUUUUGGGUGCACUAAUCCUAGCACCAUAACUUCUAAGGCCUUGAAGCCUCAAUAUCACAAAAUAAGAAAGCUCUUUUCUAGAACUGAUGUAGAAACGAAGCCUGCUUCUCACAGUAGGAAAAUUUGUCACGCACGCCGAAGGACUCAGAGGUCUUUAUUUAAGAGGAGAAAAGUGUUUGAGCACUGCUCAAUAUCACCAUCUGAUGGGGGAAUUAGUAGCAAAGGCUUUUGUAACCCAUUUGAAAAAGAAAUAAACUAUAACACCAACAAUUCAUAUGCUGUUCUUCAUGGAGUAUAUAUAUCUUUUGCAGCAAAUUGUACAUCAUCUUCUGCUACUGGUCAAAUAGCAUUGCAUAAAUCUGAAGAUUUCCAUGCAGUGAAACUCAGUAUCAAAUCAUUCAAGGUGCCAGAACUUUUCAUAGAGAUUCCGGAAACUGCUACUGUUGGUUCACUUAAGAGAACAGUCAUGGAGGCUGUGACAGCUAUUCUUGGAGGUGGAUUGCAUGUGGGAGUUCUACUCCAAGGAAAGAAGGUUAGAGAUGAUAACAAAACCCUACUCCAAGCUGGAAUAUCUCAUGUUGAUAAGAUGGACAAUUUGGUCUUUAUGCUGGAGCCCAGUUCUAGGGGAGCUUCAUUGCCAGUCACAAACCUUGAAUAUCCACGUCCUCUUUUUCCCUGUGAUGCUACUGAACCGUUAGCCGGGCUUCCAGCUGUUUCUCCUGCACCGGCUCCAGAGAUAUUUAAUCCCAGUCCAGAGCCUCAGCUGAACUCUGCAUUGAAUUUUUCUGAGAGUGACCAUGAUUCAGUUUACUCUCCUAUGGAUACUAAAUUACUAAAUAAAGCACCAGCAGCACCACCAACGCCACCAACAACAGCAUCAAAUUCACGAGCUCUAGUUCCUGUCCCAGCCAUGAGAAUUGAGGCCUUGUCCAUGGUUCCGUUGCGUAAACCAAGACGGUCUGAGCUUCCUCAACGUAGGAUUAGGAGGCCAUUUUCUGUCUCUGAAGUUGAAGCACUGGUCCAGGCAGUUGAAAAGCUUGGAACUGGAAGGUGGCGAGAUGUCAAACUUCAAGCUUUUGACAAUGCUAAGCAUCGGACUUACGUAGAUCUGAAGAUCAUCAUAAGGGGGUGUUUGUGCAUGCAGGAUAAAUGGAAGACGUUGGUGCACACUGCAAGAAUAUCUCCUCAGCAAAGGAGGGGAGAGCCGGUUCCUCAAGAGCUUCUGGACCGGGUUCUUGCCACACAUGCCUAUUGGUCGCAGCAGCAAGCCAAGCUCCAUUUCAAACCACCUCUACCUUAGGCCUGCAUGCUAGUCUAGACCUCUUCUUUCCAUCUACGAUGGUGGGGGAGCCAAAAGACAACGGUAUCUUGUAAAGACAUGAUAGAAGAAAGGGGAAAAGGUAACAAUAAGAAAAUUCAGGAGUUCUUGUAUUAUUCUCUAUCUCGCAUACAACAUGCUUAAGCCAGGGUUUCAUCUCCUGGUGAAUUCUAUAAAGGAGAGGGCUAAUUUGGCACCUGUACAUGAUGAUGACGAUGAUGAUCCAGGAACCAAGGAAAUAAGACUGGUCUUGCCAGCAGUAUUGAUUCUCAUGCUGUUGACCCCCUUUUUUGGGUGCCUUCUGAUUCCAAUCAACAUAACCUUCUCUGAUUUGUCACUAUUCAUUCUUUUAAGAGCAGACUGUUGUUUUACGUUAGAAUAAUUAUGGGGGGACUAUGAACAGAAGGAUUAAGAAAUGUUUUCAAGUUCAUAUAUGUGGAUCCAUUGAUCAUUGUUUCUGAUUGUAUUUUUUGUACCUCUUUGGAUUUUGCUACCAGUGCUCUUCUAUUGUCUUUUCUGCAUAUCUUGUUAUGCAUUCAUCUAACGUUUACAUUGUAUGUAUCUAAUGCUUAUAAUGGAUCUGUUUGUGCUUUUAA